This is a messenger RNA of Brassica oleracea var. oleracea, 1760 nucleotides long. RefSeq names its product phenolic glucoside malonyltransferase 2-like. NCBI's taxonomy places the organism in Eukaryota, Viridiplantae, Streptophyta, Magnoliopsida, Brassicales, Brassicaceae. The transcript has a single exon. Bases 253 to 1698 code for a protein of 481 amino acids. The record is from RefSeq and is a predicted model, not a curated record.
UAUUGUAAGAAUCUUAUUAUCACUGGUGACAAAGCUGCCGCUCAUAUGCUUUCUCUUACAAAACCGAAGAAGAACACAUCCAAAUAUCUUUAGUCUUAGCACAUGAUCCUCACGUGCUCAUAAUAACCCACCUUUUUAUAACACCCUCUGGCUUAGACAAAGUGUUUGCAACACUUGCUUAAACCUUAUCUCAACAUUUUUCUUCACCUUGAAUCAUAUCCAACAAUUAUAAGGAUCGUGUCACGAGAUUGUAUGCAUUUCCCAAAACUAGUUUGUUGUUCUAGUUGGAUCUUCUGUUUCGUCACCACCAAAAUGACAAUACACGUCGUUGAGGUUUCCCGAGUCACCCCCGCUCCUGACUCGGUCCUAAACUCAGCCAACUUACUCGCAAUCCCGUUGACUUUCUUCGAUCUACCAUGGCUAGUGAUCAACCCCGCCAAGCGAGUCUUCUUCUACAGACUCACCGAGUCGACUCGCGAGCAUUUCCGCUCCUCCAUCCUCCCUAAGCUCAAGCUCUCCCUUUCCCUCGUCCUCCGCAACUACCUCCCUCUCUCCGGCCGCCUCAUCUCCCACCCAAACGAGCCCAAACCGAGCAUCGUCGUCUCUCCAAACGACGUCGUUUCGCUAACCAUCGCUGAAACCGACGCAGACUUCUCUCUUCUCUCCAGCUACGGACAACGUCCAGCUUGGGAGUUGCACACUCUCAUACCCGAGCUACCUGUUUCCGAUGACUCAGCAACCGUCUUAUCCCUUCAGAUCACGUUGUUCCCGGGCCAAGGAUUCUCCAUCGGCGUCGCCGCACACCACGCCGUUUUAGACGGAAAAACGUCAACCAUGUUCGUCAAAGCUUGGGCUCACACGUGCAAACGAGAGAACACAGUCGUCGCCCCUCUACCGGAGACUCUAACUCCGUCUCUCGAUCGGUCGCUGAUCAAAGAUACAACCGGACUCGAUGAGCAGAUGCUCAAGAUCGUGAGAUCUCUCAACGACGGCGGCAGAAUCGCCGGGAGCAGAAGAAACCUGAGUUCUAUUCCCGCUUGGGAGCGGGGAGACGACGGCGUCUUCGCCACGCUCGUGCUGUCGCGCGGCGACGUCGAGAAGCUCCGGGAGCGAGUCAAGAACGAGUCGCCAGAUCCGAGUCAGCUUCUUCACCUGUCCACUCUCGUCGUCGCCUACGCUUACGUGUGGACGUGCCUCGUGAAGGCGCGCGGAGGAGACAUGGAGAGGCCCGUGAGUCUCCUAUUCGUCGCGGAUUUCAGAGAGCGGCUCGAUCCGCCGCUUCCGGCGACUUACUUCGGGAACUGCAUGUUUCCGGCGGGUUGCUUCAACAGCAAGACGGCGGGGGAUUUUUCUGGAGAGGGAGGUUUUGUAGCGGCGGUGGAGAUGCUCAGCGGUUUGGUGAAAGGGUUGAGUUCAAGGAAGAUAGAGACUAUAGCGGAAGAAUUCAAGAUUGGUUUUGAUUGCGUGGGUGUGACGUCACAGUUGGGGUCGUUAGCCGGGUCGACCCGGUUGGGUGUAUACGAGUCGGAUUUCGGGUGGGGAAAACCCGUUAAAGUUGAUAUUGUCUCCAUUGAAAGAAACACAAUCUCAAUGGCAGAGAGACGUGACGAAUCAGGUGGCAUCGAACUCGGACUGUGCAUGAAUAAGGCUGAAAUGGACAUUGUCCUUGCUUUGUUCAACAGUGGUUUACAGAACUAAACUCUGUUUUGUCUCCUACAGAAUUUCAAAUAAUGUUAAGUUGCUUCUUGUUUCUUGUGAUA